AAAUCUCCCUCUUUCCACGACGUUCCAAUGGGGAGAGCGGUAGGAAAAUGAUCUCCCGCGUUCCAGUGGGGAAGUGCAAGGUCCCGGCUGAUCCCGGACGCCGUCGGAGGUGGCUGUGCUGAGCUGAAGAGCCGCGGCUUCUGCUCAGGGAGGCCGCGCGGCAGACCUUGUCGGGGUGGGUUCCUCAGGCUGCGGCAGCAGCCACAGCCGCCGCCGCAGCAACGUUGACCCGGCGAAGAGCUGAAGGUUCCGGCAACAGGGACGGCCGCACCGCCCCCGAGUUUGCAGCGUGUUUGGAAAAUGUGGCCACGAGCAGUCCUCUGGCAGCGGUAGCAUUUGCUGCUCCAGCAACGCCGUUUCCCUCCCGCAGACGGCUUCUGUCCUCUCGCCCUGGCGUGUGAAACAGCUCUCCGUGCAAGACCUUCCUCAGACCUGUUUCUUCUGCUAAAAGAGCUGAAAAAUUGACCUCCUGGUCUCUAGGGGUACUGAGCAGAAUCAAAACAGGUCUCUUGGCGGGGGACUCUUUGCAUUUUGUUAGAUGAACAUUUUCAACAUUGAUGGUUGGUCUGCUGUUUCGAUUUAAGGCGCUUGGGGAGAGGUUUCCAUUCCUGGGCAUUUCUCUUCCAGCUGAUUGGUUUUUGCGGUAGAUCUGGCUUUGGAGGGGCUCUGGGAAAUCAUGGGGCUACCUGCCUUGGAGUUUAGUGACUGCUGUUUGGACAGCCCCCAGUUCCGAGAAAGGCUAAAGUCUCAUGAAGCUGAGCUGGACAAGACUAACAAGUUCAUCAAGGAGCUGAUAAAGGAUGGAAAGGCACUCAUUGUGGCCCUUAAAAAUUUAUCUUCAGCAAAACGGAAAUUUGCAGACUCCUUGAACGAUUUCAAAUUUCAGUGUAUAGGCGACGCAGAAACAGAUGAUGAAAUAUGCAUAGCAAAAUCCCUGCAAGAAUUUGCUACUGUUCUACGGAACCUAGAAGAUGAGCGCAUACGCAUGAUUGAGAAUGCGAGUGAAGUCCUAAUCACACCUCUGGAGAAAUUUCGAAAAGAGCAAAUUGGUGCUGCUAAGGAAGCCAAGAAGAAGUAUGACAAAGAGACUGAGAAAUAUUGUGGAAUAUUAGAAAAGCACUUAAAUCUGUCUUCCAAGAAGAAGGAAUCUCAGCUUCAAGAGGCAGACAGCCAGGUGGACCUGGUCAGACAGCACUUCUAUGAAGUUUCUCUUGAGUAUGUCUUCAAAGUUCAAGAGGUUCAAGAGAGAAAGAUGUUUGAGUUUGUGGAACCACUGCUGGCAUUUCUGCAAGGGCUGUUCACAUUCUACCAUCAUGGCUAUGAGCUUGCAAAGGAUUUUAGUGAUUUCAAGACAGAGCUGACAAUCAGCAUUCAAAAUACAAGAAACCGUUUUGAAGGCACACGAUCUGAAGUUGAAUCCUUGAUGAAGAAAAUGAAGGAAAAUCCUCAUGAGCACAAAAACAUUAGCCCUUUCACCAUGGAGGGCUACCUCUAUGUUCAGGAAAAGCGUCAUUUUGGGACAUCCUGGGUGAAGCAUUACUGCACGUAUCAGAGUGAAUCCAAACGAAUAACGAUGGUGCCAUUUGACCAGAAGUCUGGUGGAAAGGGGGGAGAAGAUGAAGCUAUUAUCCUCAAAUCUUGCACUCGUCGGAAGACUGAUUCCAUAGAGAAGAGAUUCUGCUUUGACGUCGAAGCUGUGGAUCGGCCUGGAGUGAUUACAAUGCAGGCACUUUCUGAAGAAGAUCGAAGGCUGUGGAUGGAAGCAAUGGAUGGCCGGGAACCGGUCUAUAACUCAAAUAAAGACAACCAAAAUGAAGGCAUGGCCCAGUUGGAUAAUAUGGGAUUUAGCAUCGUCAAGAAGUGUAUCCAUGCUGUUGAAUCUAGAGGGAUCAAUGAACAAGGACUCUACAGAAUAGUUGGGGUCAACUCCAGAGUUCAAAAGCUACUGAGUAUCUUAAUGG
Python bivittatus (Burmese python) is the source of this 1961-nucleotide messenger RNA. The record is from RefSeq and is a predicted model, not a curated record. Lineage: Eukaryota; Metazoa; Chordata; Lepidosauria; Squamata; Pythonidae.